Molecule: messenger RNA, 1287 nt
Organism: Neltuma alba
Lineage: Eukaryota; Viridiplantae; Streptophyta; Magnoliopsida; Fabales; Fabaceae
Product: putative SNAP25 homologous protein SNAP30
Exons: 8
Coding region: 203-1117 (304 amino acids)
Cellular component (GO): plasma membrane; SNARE complex
Molecular function (GO): SNAP receptor activity
Source: RefSeq, a predicted model, not a curated record
ACAAGCACAACAAACCCAUCCUUAUGCCGAUGGGUUUGUGUGCCAUAUAACUUAGUCCAUUUUUGCGUCUUUCUUCCUUAUUUCCACCGCUCUUCAGAUUUCAGGUUUGACAUAAUCUGAAACCAAUUUGUGCCCUUGGAAAAGUAUUUGCGAGGAAGGAUAGAUUGUUCUUCUGCUUAUAAAUUCAAUUUUGGAGGUGACAAUGUUUGGGCUUAGAAGAACACCUCCCAAGAUUGCUACACAAGACCCAGUUCGCCCAAGAUUUCAAGCUUCUCCCAGUUCUAACCCUUUUGAUUCAGAUACAGAACCAGUUAAUAAAGCAACCCAAAAGCCAGCUAGACGAACUACAUCAGAAUAUGCCCUCAAAGCACCUAAUUCUAAAGGAAACCCGUUUGAUGAUGAUGAAGAAGAUGACUGGGGAAGAGGGGCCUCCUCCUCAUCAUCACACUCCUCAUCUGCUGCAAAACACAGGUUUGGUAACCAUGGAGGCCUAGAGAACCAGAGUGUCCAGGAGUUGGAGAAUUAUGCGCUGAACAAGGCAGAGGAGACAACAAAAGGCGUGAGAAAUUGCCUCAAGAUAGGUGAGGACAUAAGAGAAGAAGCCACAAAGACCCUUGAGAUGUUGCACCAACAGGGUGAGCAAAUAACAAAGACUCAUAAUAUGAUAGUUGAUACAGAGAAGGAUUUGACUAAGGGUGAAAAACUAUUGAGCAGUCUUGGAGGGAUGUUCUCUAAGGCAUGGAAGCCGAAGAAGACUAGAAACAUUCAAGGCCCUGUCAUUAUAACACCAGGUAAUUUAUCCAAAAAAGGUGAGGAGAAUAUGGAUAAGAGGGAAAGGUUAGGCUUAGCUGCUCUGCCUCAACGAAAAUCAUCUUCAAAGACGCUUCCUGCUGAUGCAGCCAUUGCAUAUCAGAAAGUUGAUGUUGAGAAGGCAAAACAAGAUGAGGCACUUUCAGAUCUGAGCAAUGUUUUGGUCGAUUUGAAGAGUAUGGCGGUUGACAUGGGAACUGAAAUAGACAGGCAAAAUAAAGCUAUGGAUCAUCUCAAUUUGGAUGUGGACGAGAUGAACUGGCGAGUUAAGGGUGCCAACCAGCGUGCACGUAAAUUAAUUGGCUGACAAAGUAGAUUUGAUUAUACGUGUAAUAUUUUGAGAAUGUGUCAGAUGUGUAAUGUCUUUAAAAUGGGUUCUUGAAGAUGUAUUUAAUUUUCAUCCUAGCCCAACAGUACUCUAUCUAAUUAGACGACAAUAGAAUCUCUCUGGAUUUGAUACCAAGAAUAAAUAACUUU